Molecule: messenger RNA, 3543 nt
Organism: Thrips palmi
Lineage: Eukaryota; Metazoa; Arthropoda; Insecta; Thysanoptera; Thripidae
Gene: Mmp1
Product: matrix metalloproteinase-16
Exons: 10
Coding region: 595-2475 (626 amino acids)
Biological process (GO): collagen catabolic process; extracellular matrix organization; proteolysis
Cellular component (GO): extracellular matrix
Molecular function (GO): metalloendopeptidase activity; zinc ion binding
Source: RefSeq, a predicted model, not a curated record
AGCCGAGGCGCCGUCGCGUCGCGGGGGACCCAGCCGGACAGACGGACAGACAGACGGACGCCGAGCUGAUUGGAGCACGGCCACCACCACCGUGGUUUUGGGCUUUACUCUAGCGGCCGUCCGUCCUGUAGUGCCUGUAGUCCGUGGGACCGGAUCGGAGCGGGAUCGCGGCGUGGAGCAGCCGACUGAGCGGACGGACUAGCGGGCAGCGAGCGGAGCGCGGCGAGCCGCACCGAGCCAAGCCGCCGAGCCGAGCCGCCGAGAGUCAGUCAGUCAGUCGCAGUCAUCGCCAGGCAAGCCAGAGGCAGCCAGAGGCAAGCCGCCGCACCGCCAGGCCGUCGCGAGUGCGGAGCGUGCGGAGUGCUUUGCCGUUGCGGCUGCAGUGGGCUGCAGUGCAGCGUUACCGUGGUGCAGGCAGCGAGGCAGCGAUCGCGAGCACCCCGACGAGGACCGCGAACCCACUGCGGAGCGCGUCCGCAGGUGGAUCUUAUCUUAUCGCGGGACAGAGCCGAUCGCGGCACUGCUGGGCGCGGCGUCCGCGGCGUCAGUGACAGUGAGCAGCGACGUGCCCACCGCGGCACCACCGCCAACGCCAUGCACCCCGUCACCAUCCUGGGCUGCGGCCUCCUGGUGUGCGUCGCCGCCCUCAGCACGUCGGCGCUGUCCGCCUCCGGCUACGACGCGGACUCGGUCACGACGGACACCCAAGCCAUGAUCUACCUGUCGCAGUACGGCUACCUGAGCCCCUCAGUGAAGAACCCUGCCAUGAGCCACCUCAUGUCGGAGGAGUCCGUCUCUAAGGCCAUCUCCGAGUUCCAGUCGUUCGUCGGGCUCAACAUCACCGGCAACCUGGACACGCAGACGCUGCGUAUGAUGAGCAUCCCCCGGUGUGGUGUCAAGGACAAGGUCGGCGUCGCCUCGGACCACCGCAGCAAGCGCUACGCCCUCCAAGGCAGCCGCUGGCGCGUCAAGAACCUCACCUACAAGAUCUCCAAGUACCCCUCCCGGCUGCGCAAGCGCGACGUCGACGAGGAGAUCAAGCAGGCCUUCAGCCUGUGGUCCGAGUACACGGACUUGACGUUCACGCCCAAGUCGAGCGGCUCGGUGCACAUCGAGAUCCGGUUCGAGCGCGGCGAGCACGGCGACGGCGACCCCUUCGACGGCCCCGGCGGCACCCUGGCGCACGCCUACUUCCCCGUCUACGGCGGCGACGCGCACUUCGACGACUCGGAGCGCUGGACCAUCAACUCGUUCACCGGCACCAACCUGAAGCAGGUGGCGGCGCACGAGUUCGGCCACUCCCUGGGGCUGUCCCACUCGGACGUCCGGGACGCGCUCAUGGCGCCCUUCUACCGCGGCUACGAGCCCAGCCUGUCGCUCGACUCGGACGACAUCGAGGGCAUCCAGGCGCUGUACGGCAGGAAAUCCCGGAACACGGAUCGCGACAGCGACAGCGCGGGAACCUCGAACCGACACACCACCGAGCCGCCCUCCGAGGAGGACGCCGAGCUGUGCACCAGCGCCUCCGUGGACACCAUGUUCAACUCGGCCGACGGCUCCACCUUCGCCUUCAAGGGCCAGCACUACUGGAAGCUGACGGAGGAGAGCAUCGCCCCCGGGUACCCACAGCGCAUCUCCAAGAGCUGGCCGGGGCUGCCGGGUGACAUCGACGCCGCCUUCACGUACGUCAAGAACGGCAAGACGUACUUCUUCAAGGGGUCGCAGUACUGGCGGUACACCGGCAAGAAGAUGGACCCCAACUACCCCAAGCCCAUCUCGGAAGGCUUCACCGGCAUCCCCGACAACCUGGACGCCGCCUUCGUCUGGAGCGGAAACGGCAAGAUCUACUUCUUCAAGCGUGACAAGUUCUGGCGGUUCGACCCCGCUCAGCGGCCCCCGGUCAAGAACACCUACCCCAAGCCCAUCGCCAACUGGGAAGGCCUGCCCAACGACCUGGACGCCGCCCUGCAGUACACCAACGGCUUCACCUACUUCUUCAAGGGCGGCCAGUACUACCGCUUCAACGACAGAGCCUUUGCUGUGGACGUCGCCAACCCGCCGUUCCCCCGGCCCGCUGGAUACUGGUGGUUCGGCUGCCGCUCGGCGACCAAAGGCACUAUGGGUAAUUUGCAGCUGGCGAACCAACCGCCCCGCUCGGAGCAGCAGGAGGUUCGCGACAAGGUGCUGUCCGCUCUCAUCGCCGCCGACCCCAAGCCCGGCCCCGGCGAGGGGGCGGUGGCGGGGGCCGCGGUGGCGGGGGCCGCGGCGCAGGGGGCCGGCAGCGGCGAGGAGUACGGCGCGGACCCGUCCCCGCGCGGUGGUCCGGACUCCGUGGACGACCUGAUCCUGGAUGCAGCGGGGCCUUCCGGAGAUGAACACGACCCCCAUGACGAGGAGAGCGCGGCUGCGUCUGCGCGCGGUUCGGCGGCGGUGGCGGCGCUGGUCGCCGUCGCGGUCCUCUUGGCGGGGCGCUGAGGAGCCUGCCGCCCCAGUGAGGCAAACUCUCCAAUCCGCGGCUCCGCGGUGCCUCCAUCGACGGGCCGCACAACCGAGUCGUCAUCUGACAGAGCAACGUAUCUGCAUGGGGGAUCCCACGGUAGAUACACUGUUUUGUACGGAUGCCACACAAUCUGCCUCUGAUCUCGCCGAAGCGCGCUGUGCCGCUGUGCCGCGCCGCCCCCAGGACUCGUCCAGGACUCGUUCGGCAACGUGUUGCAGUGUAGGGUACAUCACAAGCAAAGGCCCACGGAGGAGGCCUCCCAGUACUUACAGUCCAGGAACGCGAGACGCGCACUGCCCCAAGUCGCCACCCGUUCUGCUGCGUUACUCGGCUCGGCAGCUACUGAGGAGCUCUCUAAGCUUUCUCGACCAGAUUCCCGCUCGCCUGCGAAGCGCACGCGCGGUUCUCAGUGUUGGGUCUCUAACUUGACUUUUAAGAAAUAAUAAUUGUGACUGAAUUUAUGAUUUACUGUAGCUGUCCGGACAGACACGUUUCUUGACCACUUUUCUGUAAGUUUUCGUUUUUAAAGGGGGAGGAAGGAUUCUUCACCUGGUAACUUCUCUCCAAAUUUUAAUUUUGAAAUGGAGCUCUGUCCGGUCCCGGGGACCAAUAUGCUCUUUACUUGGGUUUCUGCUUCAAUCGGAGUCUGAUUUUAUUGGGCCGAAGACAAUACAUUAAUGGGGUAUUUCAGUGUUGUUUUUUUUAGCUAAGGAAACUUGGGGUGCUCGCCAUGGUGCCCAACCCGCAGUUUUAGUGGCAGCAUUUAGACCUAAUUUAGGCAACUGUGUCAAUGAGUGAGAAAAUGAGCUGUCGUGUGAAUGCGUGUGAGUCUGCGUAAGUCUUAAAGCGUCAUUAAUUAAGAAAGAUGACUGUGAUCCUGUACCUAUUUGUUCAAGUUGCAAUUGUGCGCAGCUCAAAAGUGUACAUAUAUCAUAACCGAAUUGUACAUUACAACUGUGACAUUUAAAUCGCUAGCUAAUAUGUAUUUCUUCUUUCUUUGUGAGAAAGCAAGAAAACUAAUAAAACGUUGGCAAGAUGUCAAA